Molecule: messenger RNA, 92 nt
Organism: Acanthocheilonema viteae
Lineage: Eukaryota; Metazoa; Nematoda; Chromadorea; Rhabditida; Onchocercidae
Source: the annotation of a GenBank genome assembly
AUGGAUGGAAAGGUGGCCCCUGUCCUGAUAGAUUUGACUGUUUAUAUGCUCAAUAUUGGGCGGCAUCUGAUAAAAGAUGAUGGGCUUAAUAG